This is a messenger RNA of Malania oleifera, 2196 nucleotides long. Its product is annotated as LRR receptor-like serine/threonine-protein kinase EFR. The transcript has 4 exons. The record is from RefSeq and is a predicted model, not a curated record. NCBI's taxonomy places the organism in Eukaryota, Viridiplantae, Streptophyta, Magnoliopsida, Santalales, Ximeniaceae. Bases 1 to 2196 code for a protein of 731 amino acids. Gene Ontology annotation, molecular function: protein binding.
AUGUCAUUGGGCUAUCAACCGUCCAAAUUCCAACAAUUUGAUGAAAGAGGCGGCAACAAGCUGACGGGAAAAAUCCCAGCAGUGCUUGCUUCCUUGUCCUUCCUCAAAGCAUUAGACAUUUCCUACAACAAUCUAGUCGGAAGCAUCCCACAAUUUUUCAGCAACCUAACUGCACUGCAAGCCAUAUCCUUGGCUUACAAUGCAUUGGGUGGAAGCAUUCCAAAUUCUUUGGCCCGACUAGAACAUUUGAGAUUUCUGGGACUCGCUGGGAAUAACCUGUCAGGCGAAAUCCCCCCACGCUUGUAUAAUCUUUCCUCAAUAACUCACUUCUCCUUGUCUGAGAAUCAACUUCAUGGACGUGUUUCCCCCAACUUGGGCCUCUCUUUUCCCCGUCUCCAAAUCCUUCAACUUAGUGAGAAUUUCUUCGUUGGACCAUUUCCAGUCUCAUUAUCAAAUGCUUCCGAGCUUACCAACAUUGAGAUGGGUUCCAACAAAUUCUCUGCACUGCUUAAUUUGCUUAGAUUGACUAUAGGAUCUAAUCGGUUCAAUGGUCACUUGCCAGCUUCAAUUGCAAAUUUCUCAACUCAAAUGGACAUCUUGAUAAUGGCAUCAAAUAAAAUAUUCGGUGCCAUCCCUCCGGGACUUGGUAACCUUAUCAACUUAAAUGCGUUAUAUUUGUUUGAUAACCGUGCCGUUCCUGCUGAUCUUUGCAAGAUCCAAAAGUUACAACACUUGUCUCUUGAGAGGAAUAGACUUUCGGGCAAUAUUCCUUCCUGUCUUGGAAACCUUUCUUUUUUGGCUUAUCUCUACUUAGAGGAUAAUAAAUUACAAGGAAAUAUCCCUUCUAAUCUAGGGAAAUGUCCAAAUUUAUUAUUUAUAGAUCUUUCUCAAAAUAAACUAUGUGGAACCAUACCCAAACAAUUUUUUGGAAUUUCAUUUAUGCUCAUUGCACUGAGUUUGGCCCAAAACAAGUUCGUUGGGUCCAUGCCCAUGGAGGUUGGCAACCUAAAAAAAUUGGAAAUCUUGGCAGUAUCUCAAAACAUGCUGCAUGGCGAAAUUCCAAGUAGCCUUGGUGAAUGUACCAGUCUUGAAUACCUGUACAUGGAUGGCAACUAUUUUCAAGGUUCAAUACCCUCAUUUUUGAGUUCUUCAAGAGGUAUUCCAGAACUUGAUCUUUCUCUUAACAAAUUUUCUGGUACAAUUCCACAAUUCCUGGGAACUUUGUCAUUGGAGUAUUUAAAUCUAUCUUUCAAUGGCUUUGAAGGUGAGGCUCCAACUAAGGGGGUUUUUGCAAAUGUGAGUGCGUUCUUGGAAAUAACAUGCUUUGUGGGGGAAUUGAUAAACUGCGACCCCCAAGGCGCGAUGCGCACCUGGAAUGAUUCCGUCCAUUUCUGCGAGUGGGAAGGCAUCACAUGCGGUCGCCGGCACAAAAGCAGAGUCACCGCCUUGAACCUUUCCUCCAUUGCCUUGGUUGGUUCAAUUUCUCCUCACAUCGGCAACCUCAGCUUUCUGAGGUCCAUUGAUCUCAGAAACAACACUCUACAUGGUCAUAUCCCUCAAGAACUCGGUCGCCUUUUCAGGCUACAGGUACUUCGUUUAACCAACAACUCCUUCGCCGGGGAAAUUCCGGCCAACUUGUCCCACUCCAACCUUACGUAUUUGCUUUUAGGCGGCAACAAGCUGACGGGAAAAAUCCCAGCAGUGCUUGCUUCCUUGUCCUUCCUCAAAGCAUUAGACAUUUCCUACAACAAUCUAGUCGGAGGCAUCCCACAAUUUUUCAGCAACCUAACUGCACUGCAAGCCAUAUCCUUGGCUUACAAUGCAUUGGGUGGAAGCAUUCCAAAUUCUUUGGCCCGACUAGAGCACUUGAGAUUUCUGGGACUACAAUUUUUUGGAAUUUCAUUUAUGCUCAUUGCACUGAGUUUGGUUGGGUCCAUGCGCAUGGAGGUUGGCAACCUAAAAAAAUUGGAAAUCUUGGCUGUAUCUCAAAACAUGCUGCAUGGCGAAAUUCCAAGUAGCCUUGGUGAAUGUACCAGUCUUGAAUACCUGUACAUGGAUGGCAACUUUUUUCAAGGUUCAAUACCCUCAUUUUUUAGUUCUUCAAGAGGUAUUCGAGAACUUGAUCUUUCUCUUAACAAAUUUUCUGGUACAAUUCCACAAUUCUUGGGGACUUUGUCAUUGGAGUAUUUGAAAUAA